UUUUUUAUAUUACUUUACCAGUUUACCGGGUCAAUAGGUCAAUCAUGGACUCGAUCAUGGAGGGAAAGACACCACAGAAACUCAAAAUUGGAAGGUACAUAUUGGGUGAGACACUGGGUACAGGAACGUUUGGUAAAGUGAAGAUAGCUGAUCAUGAUCUCACAGGACACAAAGUAGCAGUGAAGAUACUCAACAGGAAUAAGAUACAACACUUGGACGUUGCUGAUAAGAUCACGAGAGAGAUCCAAAUAUUGAAAUUGUUUCGUCAUCCGCACAUAAUAAAGUUGUACGAGGUUAUAACUACACCAAAAGAUAUAUUCAUGGUAAUGGAAUAUGUUUCAGGAGGAGAAUUAUUUGAAUAUAUUGUUAAACAUGGUAAGAGCAGUGAAAAUGAAUCCAGGGCAUUCUUCCAGCAGAUAAUAUCUGGUGUGGAUUACUGUCACAGACACAAAGUUGUCCAUCGUGACUUAAAGCCAGAGAAUCUUCUAUUGGAUUCUAACAACAAAGUAAAGAUAGCCGACUUUGGAUUGUCAAACUUGAUGAAAGAUGGAGAAUUUCUGAGGACUAGCUGUGGGAGUCCUAAUUAUGCUGCUCCUGAAGUAGUCUCGGGAAAACUUUAUGCUGGCCCAGAGGUUGAUGUGUGGAGCUGUGGUAUUAUACUUUAUGCUUUGCUUUGUGGUAGUCUUCCAUUUGAAGACACAAAUAUCUCAAUGCUGUUUCGUAAGAUAAAGUCUGGCCAGUUUUAUAUACCGCACUACAUCAGUAAAGGGGCCAGUGACCUUUUAACACAGAUGCUACAGGUUAAUCCUGUUAAGCGUAUAACACUGCCACAGAUCAAAGAGCAUACAUGGUUUACUACCGAGCUACCCCAAUACCUAUUCCCUCUACCAGGUCUCACUGAGCAUCAUCAAAUAGACUCUGCUGUGUUGUCUGAAGUGUGUCAGAAGCUAUCGGUCAAGAGAGAAGAAGUCUUGCAGGCCCUCCGUAGUGGAGACAGGGGCCAUCAUUUAGCAGUUGCAUAUGAGCUAGUACAGGACAACAGACUAAUGCAGUCACACACGCAACCUGGUGAUGAUUCGCAUCUGCUGGCUACAAGUCCAAUCACAUCAUCAUUCAUUAUUGUGGAUACAUUACUAGAGAGGGAUCAUUCUCAAAAGGAUAGUCUGACCAAUGCUUCUCCCGUUUCUUCCACUGGAGGAGGGAUGACUAAGCACAGAUCAACCUCACUAGUGAUUGAAGACUCAGUUCCGAUACGACUCCCACGCUCUUUUAAAAAACCAAAGUGGCAUCUUGGUAUCCGCUCUCAGUCACAUCCUCAGAACAUAAUGCAAGAAAUAAUGAAAAAAUUGAAAGCUUUAAACUUUGACUGGAAGGUUGUUAAUACGUAUCACAUUCGUUGUCGAUACAAGAAAUCGGCUGAUGAGAGCAGUGUCGUUAAACUGGAUCUUCAGCUCUAUCAGUUGGAUCAACGUAACUUUCUACUUGACUUUAAAGGCGUUGAUCCAUCUGAAGAGAAGACUGAAGUGAGUAUUCUUGGUGGAGGAUCUCCCCAAUUGCCCCAAAGACAUUACACAAUGGAGUUCUUUGAGGCUUGCUCAAGACUCAUUUGCUCUCUAGCUCAAUAACAAUAAUAAUGAUAAUAAUAAUAAUAAAAUGAUGUACAGUUAUAUGUUAUCUCUCUGCAUUAUUGUGUGUGUGCAUGUGAGUAGGUUUAUGUUAUAGAUAAACAUUGACAACAUAUUUGGAAAGUUCUUCUGUUGUUUACGUUUUUAGCUCAUUAUUAUUUGUAAUAUUUUGAUUAUUAUUAAAUCUGUUUUUGAUGCUGCUUUGUCAAACCUGUGUCACACCUAGA
Amphimedon queenslandica is the source of this 1852-nucleotide messenger RNA. RefSeq names its product 5'-AMP-activated protein kinase catalytic subunit alpha-2-like. Gene Ontology annotation, biological process: intracellular signal transduction; protein phosphorylation. Gene Ontology annotation, molecular function: protein serine/threonine kinase activity; ATP binding. The transcript has 13 exons. Gene Ontology annotation, cellular component: cytoplasm. NCBI's taxonomy places the organism in Eukaryota, Metazoa, Porifera, Demospongiae, Haplosclerida, Niphatidae. Bases 45 to 1625 code for a protein of 526 amino acids. The record is from RefSeq and is a predicted model, not a curated record.